AUAGCUAGUUUCUGGCCCUGAUCUGGGCUCAAUGGCAGUAAUCAGGAGUUAAUCAAUGUAAUAUAAUAAUAGGAGUCACAAGAAGUCAUCGACCAGCCUUUCGAGCAUUUCUCCAGUGUGACUGGCUCAGCAUCGGGACAAUCACCAUCGCCAUCACCAUCCUCAGCUCUGUCUCGUCCUCGUCACAUCCUCCACAUACCCAACCACAUGUCUUCGUCUUCUGCAUCUCCUCUUUCCGACAUCCUCAGAUCCAGUCAAUCCACUUUGUCCCCACCGCCUCCGCGAAACGCUCUCUAGAGGGAAAACCCUGACAACCCAAUGACAAGCAAUAGGAACGACAUCAGGAAGCGCCCGCAAACCGACGAUCUUCAGAGAAAAAUGCCAUUUCCCGAAGAUAAUAAUGGAUCAGCGUCGAAGCGAUCCCAGAUCAACUCGAGCACCGCUUCGCCAUCCAAUGCGACUCCGCCGAUAAGCUCCCGUGAUCCUGCGGACAAAAAAGUCUCCCGCGCUUCGAAAGUCACCGACGACGACGAUGACGAUGACGAGCAGGCAGAACUUACGCCUGAAGAGGCCGCGCAGAUGGAGGAUCUCGCGAAACGGCUGAAGGAAGCUUCGAAAAUGCCGAGUAUCGAGCUAGAUGAUAUCCUCGAUCCCUCUCAUCCGUCGAACGCAAAGUAUUUUCAGAAACCCACCAGACAAAUCUUGAGAAAUCAAGAUGGCGAUUCUUCGUCCUCGUACGAAUCUACUUCAUCUGAAGGCGAAAGCGAUAGCGACGACGACGAAGAAGAAGAAGAAGAGGAUGACCAAGACGAAGAUAUGGCCGAUGCCUCCAACCACGCAGGUCCUCUCCCGCGCGUAACAGCCGGGCAAAGACCAAAUAUCCACCGGAUCGAAAAGAAUAGCGACAUCCUCGGACGUUUAUCGGCCUUUUUGCCUAAGAUGAAGGAUGCCAACGAGGAACUACAAAAAGAGAUUGCCGCAGGAAGAGGGAAAGACCUCAGACUGGAUGAAGUCGACGAGAAUGACCGGGGCCGGGUUAUUGAGAUGGUAUGCGCUUCUCUUCUCUCCAAACUUGACAUCGCUAAUUGUUACGCUCUACAGAAUCUGGGCCUGGGUGUUUUGGAAGAAACGCGUUCCGGCGACGAGGACGUCUCUAGCGAUGAGGACAAUGAUCACAAACCAGCACAGGAGUCUACGACAGAGCAGCCUCAAGGGCCCAAGGACUCGAAUGUUCUAGGAAAACUGAUGGGAAAGAAGGAGGAUGAUUCGGAAAAGCCCACCAUUCAGGAGCUCAACGACUGAGUGUGGCGACGGCCAUUUGAAUACGAUUGCAAUAUACCCGGUAUUAAAAGGUUUUUUGGAUGUCUUUUCUUGAAAUAAAAGUUGUUUUUAUCUUGGUCAUGAAUUGGGAAAACUGUGACGCUAUACUACUAUCUAAUGACAGUUGGAUGCUCUAUCAAAUCGCUUUUCUGCGAUUUUGCUUCUAUAUUGCAAAUAUCUCCCAAGCUCGAGUAUGAAUUCUUGAUAUU
This is a messenger RNA of Aspergillus wentii DTO 134E9, 1529 nucleotides long. Its product is annotated as NOPCHAP1/New4 family protein. NCBI's taxonomy places the organism in Eukaryota, Fungi, Ascomycota, Eurotiomycetes, Eurotiales, Aspergillaceae. Gene Ontology annotation, biological process: box C/D snoRNP assembly. Bases 319 to 1302 code for a protein of 327 amino acids. The record is from RefSeq and is a predicted model, not a curated record. The transcript has a single exon.